AUGUCUGGUUCAACUAAGAGCCAAUCAUCUGCAGUCCCAGAAAUUCCCCAACAUUACAGGAUCAGUGUUCCGAUCGACAAGGACAUGCUGACACAGGACUGGAUCCAGACAAAUGAACUCAUUAAAAGUCUGAAGUCGCACGAUGUUUUUGUGGAUGACGUGGAGCUGCAGCACAGAGAGACGGUUGUGAAAAGACUGAAUUCCCUCUUUAAGGAGUGGCUCCAAGACAUGUGUAUAGAAAUGAACGUACCUGAAAUUUUCAUUGACAACGUCGGAUACAGGCUGCUCCCGUUUGGCUCCUAUGGCUUGGGAGCUUUCUCCAAAGGUGCUGAUAUUGACGCUCUUUGUGUUGGGCCUGUAUUUCUGGAGAGAACGGUCUUCUUCACCUCCUUUUUUGAGAAGAUCAAAGCCCAGGAGGAGGCCAAAGACAUACGGGCCAUCGAAGAAGCAUUUGUGCCGGUCAUCAAUUUGACAUUUGAUGGAAUUGAGGUGGAUUUAGUCUAUGCCCAGAUGCCACAGUAUUCUCUCACACUCAACCUUCUUGACGACAUGUGGUUGAAGGAUAUGGAUAAAGCCUCUGCCAGGAGUCUCAAUGGUUACAGAGUCACAGAGGAAAUCCUCCGACUUGUGCCGAACGUCUCAAACUUCAGGCUCGCUCUGAUGGCCAUCAAGCUGUGGGCCAAAAGACGCAACAUUUACUCUAGCAAGCUGGGCUUCCUGGGCGGGGUAUCCUGGGCCAUUCUAGUAGCCAGAAUUUGCCAGGUUUAUCCAAACGUGACAGCAUCCACCCUGGUGAUGAAGUUCUUCAGGGUCUACUCCAUGUGGGAGUGGCCUAUCCCUAUUCGUCUGAGGGUAGUGCAGGACCUCCACUACAACCUUCCUUUCUGGGAUUCCAUGUAUAACAUACGUGAUCAGUACCACUUGAUGCCGAUCAUCACGCCAGCAUACCCACAGCAGAACUCAGCGUUCAAUGUGUCUCUCUCCUCGCUGACCAUCCUGGUUGAAGAGUUCAAUCGGGGCCAGACUAUCGUCCAGGAAAUACAGCAGCACAAAGCCGACUGGUUCAAACUCUUUGAAACACCAAAUUUUAUGGACAAGUACCGGGAUUACCUUCAGGUGGAAGCAACUUCUGCUACAGAGGAGCAGCAUCUUGAUUGGGUCGGCCUGGUGGAAUCCAGGAUCAGACACCUGGUGGGAGCUCUGCAGAUACACCAGUCUAUUACCUUGGCUCAUGUGAAUGUGCAGCCCUACUCUCCACCCAAGGAGGCCGAUAGCACGGAGGGUCUGAGCACAAAGUGGUCGAUUGGAUUUACCCUGACAGAGGAGUUUGAGAAGAUGAGGAACAAGAACGAUCGAAUCGACCUGACCUGUGAAGUCCGCUACUUUACUGAUACUGUCUACAACAUGGCAAGCACCAGUGGUGUGUUUCAGAAGGGAAUGGUCGUUUCAGUCAACUAUGAAGAGAAAUGUGCCAAUGUGCUGCCCCACCACACAGCUGACAAGGAUUUCUCUGUAACAUCAAGGCCUAGCAAAGUCCCCCCAGCCUCCACAGCUCAACAGGCCACAAAGAGAUCUCGUUCUCCCUCACCAGGAACUUCAACGGAACGUUCGUCUCAGAAGUUCAGGACUGAGGAGAAAGGCGUAAAAGAGGCGAAGACCACCUCCCCUGGAAAGUCCCCUGCAGGUGUCUCGCCCAGUGAGACACAAUCCAAGAUUGUGAGCCCGCCAAGCGAGGACGGAGCUGGCACUCCUGAUCUCGAGAGCCCGGCCAAGACAUCAAAUAUCAAUCUGACUCUACCUCCUGACGAGCUGUCCGACUUGCCUAGCGAAAUCUUUCACGGCCGUGAAAAUCUCAUCGUGUGA
Molecule: messenger RNA, 1863 nt
Organism: Limanda limanda (common dab)
Lineage: Eukaryota; Metazoa; Chordata; Actinopteri; Pleuronectiformes; Pleuronectidae
Product: poly(A) polymerase type 3-like
Exons: 19
Coding region: 1-1863 (620 amino acids)
Cellular component (GO): nucleus
Molecular function (GO): RNA binding; poly(A) RNA polymerase activity
Source: RefSeq, a predicted model, not a curated record